Messenger RNA from Hibiscus syriacus, 1735 nucleotides. RefSeq names its product tubulin gamma-1 chain. Gene Ontology annotation, biological process: cytoplasmic microtubule organization; mitotic spindle organization; meiotic spindle organization. NCBI's taxonomy places the organism in Eukaryota, Viridiplantae, Streptophyta, Magnoliopsida, Malvales, Malvaceae. The record is from RefSeq and is a predicted model, not a curated record. The transcript is spliced from 12 exons. Gene Ontology annotation, cellular component: gamma-tubulin complex; spindle; cytoplasm. Gene Ontology annotation, molecular function: structural constituent of cytoskeleton; GTP binding. Bases 125 to 1549 code for a protein of 474 amino acids.
CUGCCGGAAACACCAAACAUUUUAAAGAGAAAAAAAUCCCUCGUAUUUUCCCUUUUGUUUUAAGCUUCUGGAUAUACCCUUUCGACCCAAACCCUAGUUUCAGUAGAAAGGAACAGAGGAAAAAAUGCCAAGAGAAAUCAUCACGCUACAGGUGGGACAAUGUGGGAACCAGAUCGGAAUGGAGUUCUGGAAACAGCUCUGCCUCGAACACGGCAUCAGCAAAGAAGGCAUUCUUGAAGAUUUCGCUACUCAGGGAGGUGACAGGAAAGAUGUCUUUUUCUACCAAGCUGAUGAUCAGCAUUAUAUACCACGGGCUUUACUCAUAGAUUUGGAACCUAGAGUUAUUAAUGGAAUUCAAAACGGUGAAUAUCGAAAUCUCUACAAUCACGAGAACAUCUUUGUUGCUGAUCACGGAGGAGGUGCUGGAAACAAUUGGGCCAGCGGAUAUCAUCAGGGAAAGGGUGUUGAAGAGGAUAUAAUGGACAUGAUUGACAGAGAAGCUGAUGGAAGUGACAGUCUUGAGGGUUUUGUUUUAUGUCAUUCGAUUGCCGGAGGGACAGGCUCAGGUAUGGGCUCCUAUCUGUUGGAGGCUCUGAAUGAUCGCUACAGCAAGAAGCUGGUCCAGACAUAUAGUGUAUUUCCUAAUCAGAUGGAGACAAGUGAUGUGGUGGUCCAACCCUACAACUCACUUUUGACUCUCAAGCGACUAACUUUAAAUGCUGAUUGUGUUGUUGUUCUUGACAAUACUGCACUAAAUAGAAUUGCUGUCGAGCGUUUACAUCUAUCUAAUCCUACAUUUGCUCAAACAAAUUCUUUGGUCUCCACUGUGAUGUCUGCAAGCACAACUACUUUGCGGUACCCAGGGUACAUGAACAAUGAUUUGGUUGGUCUUCUUGCCUCUUUAAUUCCAACACCAAGAUGUCAUUUUCUUAUGACUGGUUACACACCACUUACAGUGGAGCGCCAGGCUAAUGUGAUACGCAAGACUACUGUCCUUGAUGUUAUGAGAAGACUUCUCCAGUCAAAAAAUAUCAUGGUUUCCUCUUAUGCACGUACAAAAGAAGCUAGUCAAGCAAAGUAUAUUUCUAUACUGAAUAUUAUUCAGGGAGAAGUAGAUCCUACACAGGUGCAUGAAAGUCUACAGAGGAUUCGUGAAAGAAAGCUAGUAAAUUUUAUUGAGUGGGGCCCUGCAAGUAUUCAGGUUGCUCUUUCUAGAAAGUCCCCGUAUGUCCAGACUGCCCAUAGGGUGAGUGGUCUUAUGCUAGCAAGUCACACCAGUAUCCGACACCUCUUCAGUAAAUGUUUGAGCCAGUAUGAGAAGUUGAGAAAGAAGCAAGCAUUUCUUGACAAUUAUCGGAAGUUCCCAAUGUUUGCAGACAAUGAUCUUUCAGAGUUUGAUGAAGCAAGGGAUAUAAUUGAAAGUCUGGUUGAUGAGUACAAGGCUUGUGAAUCACCGGAUUAUAUUAGAUGGGGAAUGGAGGAUCCUGGAAAUAAUUUAACUGGAGAAGGAAAUGCCUCGGGAACACUGGAUCCGAAUUUGGAAGUGUGAGUGAAAUUGUGUUUUCUCUCAGGAUACCACAUCAAUAUUAGGAGCGUUCUGGAGAAUGGAUUGUACAAAAGAAAAACAAUGUUGUCUUUGUAUUUGAUGUAAAAGAAAACACGUGAAGUUGUUUUCUGUUUCGUGUAUUGUUUGUGUGUUAAAAUCGUAUGACCCGAGAAAAUAUCAUUCUGCUAC